AUGUAUUCGAACGAAUUUCGACCUUAUUUUAUUCUAAUCAAAAAGGAGGAGGAGAAGGGAGACAAAUUCGCGCGGGUAACAAUGGAAGUGAAGCAUAGAGCCACAAAGGAAGCACUCAAUCCAUUCACCAAGAAGACUGUGUACACGCAAACUUAUCCAACAAAGCUGAUUCCCGCUGCACCGAGAAAAGCCUGUUGUUACUACUGCUCUGCUUAA
Molecule: messenger RNA, 216 nt
Organism: Leptosia nina
Lineage: Eukaryota; Metazoa; Arthropoda; Insecta; Lepidoptera; Pieridae
Source: the annotation of a GenBank genome assembly